This is a messenger RNA of Xiphias gladius (swordfish), 1478 nucleotides long. RefSeq lists its product as uncharacterized. The transcript is spliced from 8 exons. Gene Ontology annotation, cellular component: mitochondrion. The record is from RefSeq and is a predicted model, not a curated record. Gene Ontology annotation, molecular function: iron ion binding; iron-sulfur cluster binding. Lineage: Eukaryota; Metazoa; Chordata; Actinopteri; Istiophoriformes; Xiphiidae. Gene Ontology annotation, biological process: iron-sulfur cluster assembly. Bases 3 to 845 code for a protein of 280 amino acids.
CGAUGAGGACGAAAUACUGGCGACCACAUGAGGUCCUCAUUUUCAAAACAAACAAAAUGGCGGCGCACUUGAGAUGGGGUCUUCACCAGUUGUUGCGGGCAAGAAAUACGGCUCACUUUAGGUUUCCAGACAAGACCAGAAGCUCAUACCACUCACAGUGCACGACCCAGAGCUCCAGAAAAGUUCAGCCUCGGGCCCGGACGGGAACCACACACUUCUCAAUAAGACAACUGUCCAUCCAGACUCAAGACACUCCAAACCCCAGAAGCUUGAAGUUUCUCCCUGGGAAACCUGUCCUAGGAAGUGGGACGCUUGAUUUUCCCUCUCCAAGCUCCGCUGAAUGUUCAUCUUUAGCCAGGGUCUUGUUUGAAAUCGAAGGAGUAAAAAGUGUGUUCUUUGGCCCUGACUUCAUCACAGUCACUAAAACAGAUGAAGAUGUGGAAUGGACAGACAUCAAGCGCCAUGCUUUGGAGGCCAUUGCUAAGUUCUUUGAGAGUGGUGACCCAAUAACAACAGGGGUAGUUUACCAUGAAAGCAGUCUCUCUGAAGAUGAUGACGAUAUUGUAUCUAUGAUAAAGGAGCUUCUGGACACCAGAAUCAGGCCCACAGUGCAGGAGGACGGAGGCGAUGUCAUCUAUAAGGGUUUUGAGGACGGAACAGUCAAGCUGAAGCUGGUCGGUUCCUGCACAGGGUGUCCUAGCUCUACAGUCACCCUGAAGAACGGGAUUCAGAACAUGCUGCAGUUUUAUAUCCCAGAAGUAGACAUGGUGGAACAGGUGGAAGAUGAAGUGGAUGAAAUCAAUUCAAAGGUUUUCUCAGAGCUGGAACGCAAAUUACAAGAAUAAAAACUUGCUCGACCAACACAGUCACUAACUUUGAAGAAAAACAUGUUUCACCGUGUAAAAGCACAGCCAUGCAUUAUUUCCGCUAAUUACCAUUAUACAUGACAAGAAUUAAGAGAGAAAAUAUUUUCCUGCUAUUUUGUGCAUAUAAUUUCAAGUUCAAGCUGUAAUUUGUGUUUACAUACUGUAUGCCCCUGUUACCAAGCAGAGAUGAUUUACUGUAUACCUGUAUACAGAAGAUACAGUCAUUUUUCUGUCUAAACAAAAAUGUUCUGCUGCACUGGCUGUAAAUAUUACGUUGUAUUUAUUUCUUAUAAAUAUUGUAUAUUCUGAACUACUGUAAUAUUUUCUUAGAAUGGAGAGUUUUUGACAAUUGGUUAUGGUUAUGCAGAAUGAAGAUUUGAUAAAGUGGAACAGUUGUUGCUAUCAUAUUCCAAGUGAAACAUAACUAAACAAUUUUUUUUUUUGUUAAUGCAUCACCUAUAAAUGAAAUAAAAUGUUAUCAAGGCCACAAUUAUUCAUCAAGCAGAGGUACGUUUUGCAUCCUCAAAGAUCUGUAUGCUAUCGAUGUGCUUUGUGCUCCACUCAUAAGAUUUACUGUAUCACAUUAAACAAAGUUCACAGUUUAAAAGCAAA